This is a messenger RNA of Eucalyptus grandis, 1446 nucleotides long. Its product is annotated as disease resistance protein RPV1-like. The record is from RefSeq and is a predicted model, not a curated record. NCBI's taxonomy places the organism in Eukaryota, Viridiplantae, Streptophyta, Magnoliopsida, Myrtales, Myrtaceae. The transcript has 4 exons. The coding region runs from base 1 to 1446 and encodes 481 amino acids.
AUGCAUGAUCAACUGAGAGAUUUUGGAAGGGAGGUUGUUCGUCAAGAAAAUCAAAAUGAGCCUCAAGGCCGUAGCAGAUUAUGGGAUUAUGAGGAAGCCAUCAACGUGCUUGACAGCGACAAGUUCCAGGGCACUAGUAAGAUUGAGGGCCUUUGUCUGAACAAAUGUGGUUGUCGAAGAAGCUACACAGGUGAACUAUUUGAACAAUUGACCAAUUUGAGGUUCCUUCAAGUGAACAGUGUGAAUCUCAUUGGAGAUUUCCUGAACUUGCUUCCUCAAUUAAGAUGGCUUCAAUGGAAGGAUUGUCCCUUGGACUUCACAGUGGCCAACUUUCAGCCGAAGAAAUUAGUCGUGCUUGAUUUGUCGUGGAGUGAGAUUUCAGAGGACUGGGGAGGAUGGGAUCCACUCAAGAUUCAUCCUUCUAUUGGUGACAGCAAGACCCUCGUCUCCUUGAAUGUCAAGAGUUGUGAGAGACUAGAGGAGCUACCGGCUGGAGUAGGUCAAAUGGAAGAAUUAAGCGAGCUUAUCUUAGAUCAUACUGAUAUACAAGAGAUUCCUAUUUCGAGAGGUCGUUUGAUGAAUCUGAAGACACUAAGUGCCUCGUCUUGUAGACGACUAGCUCAACUUCCAGAAUCCAUGGGCUCCCUUGUGUCGUUAACUCUAUUGGACGUAUCUGAGACAGGGAUUGAAGAACUACCUGAAUCCAUUGGGGGAUGCCCCUUGUUGAGAGAAAUUCCCAAUUCGAUUGGAAAGUUGGAAUCAUUGGCUGAACUGCAUUUAGCAUAUACAUCAAUUGCAGAGUUAUCUAAAAGCAUUGGGAAUUUGCAUAAUUUGAGGAUCUUGGACAUUCGUCGAACUCACAUAACAGAAUUGCCUGGUGCCAUCGGAAUGUUGGUAAAACUCCGAGAGUUGAGUGCUUCAAGAUGCAAAAAUCUGGAAGGACUACCAAGCAAUAUGGGCAAACUGGUUUCACUAAACAAGCUUAAAUUAGGCAAGUCAGGCAUUAUAGGCUUGCCAGAAAGCAUUUCUAAGCUCUCUUCUGUCCAAAACCUGAGUGUUCGAUAUUGCCAAAAGCUUCGAGAACUACCAGAGCUGCCCUCUAGCAUAACAGCUCUACGUAUUACUUGCCAGAGUCCGUCGUUGCCCCAUCUUUCCCAACUAACACUUCUCAAGAAACUCACUCUUUCUGAUUGCCUGGGGCUUGAAUAUCUUCCAAAGCUUCCCAUUGGACUAUCAAUGCUUUCUAUUAGACGUUGUGGAAAAUUGAAAGCGGUGACGGAUUUGUCGAACUUGAAGCAUUUAUCUGAAUUGUAUCUUGAAGAGUGCUACGAGUUAACAGAAGUCACCGGUAUGGAAGAUUUACAAUCUCUCUAUAACAUACGUGUAUGGGGAUGCCCUAAAAUGUCUUCGCUUGAUGAUGUCGAAUCCUGUGGUUCUUCAUCUUGA